Mytilinidion resinicola is the source of this 1314-nucleotide messenger RNA. RefSeq lists its product as uncharacterized. Gene Ontology annotation, cellular component: eRF1 methyltransferase complex. The coding region runs from base 401 to 1171 and encodes 256 amino acids. The transcript is spliced from 2 exons. Lineage: Eukaryota; Fungi; Ascomycota; Dothideomycetes; Mytilinidiales; Mytilinidiaceae. Gene Ontology annotation, molecular function: S-adenosylmethionine-dependent methyltransferase activity; protein methyltransferase activity; nucleic acid binding. Gene Ontology annotation, biological process: methylation. The record is from RefSeq and is a predicted model, not a curated record.
AAUAUGCACCGGAUUAUCAAUCUUCUGAUGCGCCCUAAACUCAGCCUUUAUAUACUCAUCCCCUAGCAAACGCUGCUCCCGCGGCAGAUGAUACCUAUGCACCCUAAACAACCGCCGGUAGAGCAGUAUCGGCGGCAACAGCGCCAUCUGCGUCGGCCUAAGAGACUUCGUCGCCUCCCCAGCCACAGUCGCAAACAAUCUCGUCGUGGGCCUCAUAAUUACGAGCCCCUCUCACAUUCAAUGCGUCGAAGUCAGAUGCAGGAACAGUGGUGUCGUCAGCGGGAAAAAAAAUAAAGCUCAGGAAAACCACCUCGGCUCGACUUGCACCUCCCGGCAUCACCAAAAACCACAUCCCACCAUCCCCUCCAUUUGUUUCACGCAUGCAAUACACACAUGUAGCAUGCUCCCCACGCCCUCCACCUCCCACGUCUCCUUCGACAACGUCUACGAACCCGCCGAGGACUCCUUCCUACUCCUAGACACCCUCUCCUCCCCCGCCGAAACCGCCUUCCUCCACUCCCGCUUCCACCCCCCCGAACCACCCUCCCCGCUCGUCCUCGAAGUCGGCACAGGCUCCGGCGUCGUCCUCGCCUUCGUCGCCGCCAAUGCCUCCACCAUCUUCGGCCGCAGCGACGUCGUAGCGCUUGGGACAGACAUCAACGGCUUCGCCUGCCGGGCAUCCACCACCACUCUACAAACCGCUGUCACAGAUCCCGGGACCUCGAAACCAGGCCACUUCCUCGAUGUAGUCAAUGCAGAUCUGGCAUCUCCAAUCCGCUCUGGCUCCGUGGAUGUUCUCAUAUUUAACCCACCGUACGUGCCUACCCCCGAUCUUCCGGAUUUGGUAGCGCACGAGAACUAUAAUACGCUAUCCCCAGGCGCGAAAUCCACUUCGUUCGAGCAAGACUCGCAUCUACUCGCUCUGUCCUACGCUGGAGGUGCAGAUGGUAUGGAGAUCACGAACAAACUGCUAGCCCAGCUUCCGGACAUCCUCCACCCGGAAAGAGGAGUGGCGUUCAUCCUCCUCUGUGCACAAAACAAGCCCAAUGAGGUCAAAGAGCACAUCAUGAGCUGGGGAAAAAGCUGGGCGGUCGAGACGGUCGGGUCUAGCGGGAAGAAAGCUGGGUGGGAGAAGCUGCAGAUCCUGAGGAUUUGGAGGAUAGGGCCUUGAGGAUGAUUAGGCACAGCAUAAUUAGUUGCACCCAAUACUUCGAUCGCCAUCGGUUGCCGGAUUCUGACUUUUCAGAGGAAGGGUAUCCAACGCCAGUCCACGCCCAUCCGUCUAUCGGCGAUUCGAUAGAGCCAAACGCCAAA